CCUACAACGACUCUCGGCAGGUGGCCAUGAACGAAUUCUGCCAGCCGGGCCGUUACAACGAACAGCCGGACAACGGGGUCUUGAACUACCCCAAGAGGGCCUGCCAGUUCAACCGCACGCUCUUGAGGGACUGUUCGGGACUCAACGACUCGACUUACGGCUACCAGGAAGGACGGCCUUGCAUCCUGGUCAAAAUGAACCGGGUCAUCAAAUUCUACGCAGGCGCCAACCAGCCCAUGAACAUCUCCUGCGCGGCCAAGAAAGAGGAGGACGUGCAGAAGCUGGGAGAGAUAGCCAUGUUUCCCGCGGAGGGCCACAUCGAUCUAAUGUACUUCCCGUAUUACGGGAAGAAAGUUCACGUCAACUACACCCAGCCCGUGGUGGCGGUCAAGUUCCUCAACCUCACUUUUAACCACGACCACAACGUGGAGUGCAGGAUUAACGCCGCCAACAUUAAGACCGACGAACGAGACAAGUUUGCCGGACGCGUGGCUUUCAAAAUCCGGGUCAACAAAGACUAA
Protobothrops mucrosquamatus (brown spotted pit viper) is the source of this 521-nucleotide messenger RNA. It is a transcript of the gene ATP1B2, whose product is annotated as ATPase Na+/K+ transporting subunit beta 2. Lineage: Eukaryota; Metazoa; Chordata; Lepidosauria; Squamata; Viperidae. The record is from RefSeq and is a predicted model, not a curated record. The transcript is spliced from 4 exons. Gene Ontology annotation, cellular component: sodium:potassium-exchanging ATPase complex. Gene Ontology annotation, biological process: potassium ion import across plasma membrane; sodium ion export across plasma membrane; intracellular sodium ion homeostasis. Gene Ontology annotation, molecular function: ATPase activator activity. The annotation marks the transcript as partial.